Messenger RNA from Teleopsis dalmanni, 840 nucleotides. RefSeq names its product formin-like protein 16. The coding region runs from base 1 to 840 and encodes 279 amino acids. The transcript is spliced from 19 exons. The record is from RefSeq and is a predicted model, not a curated record. NCBI's taxonomy places the organism in Eukaryota, Metazoa, Arthropoda, Insecta, Diptera, Diopsidae.
AUGGAGUUAACGCGAGAAAAUUUUCGUGCUAUGAUUUAUUACGACUUUCAAGGUGAAUUAGCAAGACUAGAGUGCAUCAACUUAAGUCCAUAUUUGACGAUGUGGACAGUGUCUCCAACCUUUGCCACCGAGCAAGCAAGAGCAGAUUCAAUGGAUUAUUCAACUGACGAAUCAGAUUGUAUUGUGUAUGAUGACCCAGAUUAUACUACAGACGUAGAAGACGUAAGCAGAUUGAAUUGGUCUGCUGAGCUGAUGAAUGAAAAAUUGCGAAGAAAACCAGAGUUACGAAAAGGGAUGGGACCUGAACGUCCUCCUCAACCUGCACCUUGUUCUCCAGGGGCACAAGAACGAAAAGACCGGGAAGAUCGGGAGUACGUAGCGAAAUGUAUGUUUGGAGUUAAAGAAGUAGAAAACAUACAAAAUCUGAAUUUAUCGAGUUCACCACAAAGACCACAGGAAGAGGAUUUACCGUGGGGUUUAACUAGUAGAGCUGAGAGAGUAUGUGGUAGAAAAGGAUCCAACAAGCGAGUGUUUAAUGUACCAAGGCGCUGGAAAUAUCGGAGGCCCCCUUCAUCACCGAUGUGCGGAGUACCACUACCGGGCCGCGGACCAGCAGCUUCAACACCGCAAGAAUUUACAUCACCUCCGGCAAGAAGCAGUGACCCAUCACCAUGUCCAUCACCGUGCCCGCCAUCGCCAGCAUCACCGUGUCCAUCAGCGGCUGCCGCACCGUGUCCAUCAUCAGCUCAAGGAGCGGUUGGUGGCCGACCACUUACAUCACCGGUAAUAAUAAUCCUUAAUUAUAUAAAUUUUAUUUUACAUAAAUUUCAACAAUUUUAA